This is a messenger RNA of Exophiala viscosa, 534 nucleotides long. Its product is annotated as Swi5-domain-containing protein. Gene Ontology annotation, cellular component: Swi5-Swi2 complex; Swi5-Sfr1 complex. NCBI's taxonomy places the organism in Eukaryota, Fungi, Ascomycota, Eurotiomycetes, Chaetothyriales, Herpotrichiellaceae. The record is from RefSeq and is a predicted model, not a curated record. Bases 1 to 534 code for a protein of 177 amino acids. Gene Ontology annotation, biological process: meiotic DNA recombinase assembly involved in reciprocal meiotic recombination; double-strand break repair via homologous recombination; meiotic joint molecule formation. The transcript has a single exon.
AUGGUCAAAUACGAACACACGGCACAACAGCCGAUUGACGGAUCUGAAGAAGACGCUGCUUCAAAGAUUACUGAGCUCGAGGUUGCUAACAGUCCGAAUGCUUCUUCUCCUGUUUUUGAUCAUUGGCAAUCACGCAAUCCUCCGAUUUCAGCAGCACAUCGAAGCAUGAAGAGGAGUAUUGACUCAAAAUCAUCCACAUCUGUCCAGGCGCUGAAAUCCAAGAUCGCUGAGACGGAGACAAAGCUGUCUGAUACCAUCCGCCAGAUCUCUGAGCUUCCGUUGUGUCCUACGCAAGCAGUGCCAACAUCUACCUCCUCAGACUUGCAGUUCCGGGGGGUCCAAGUCGAGCUGACUGAUAAUGAUCAAGCCGCAUUAUCCUACUCAAACCACGUCUUUUCACGACACAUCUCUUUGCUCAAGAAGUACAACGAGAUUAAAGACAUCACCCAGGGAAUGCUGUCAAUCAUCGCCGAGAAAGAAGGACGACGAAUGGCAGAGAUCAUGGAGGAGUAUGGGCUGGACGAGAAGGAUUGA